GGAGGAUGGCAGUGGAGAGAGAAGAGGCCAGACAGAGGAGAGGGGAGAGACCGUAGCAGAGGAGGCAGUAGAGGAGAGGGAAGGGAGAGCCAACUGCACAAGGCAAGGCACGCAGCCACGCACUGCUGCUGCUGCUUGCGCACCCCACCUCCUCGCUGUUCUACUGCUGCUCUACUCUGGCAUCGCGUCGCGCGCACAGCCCAAGCAAAGGCUCCCAUCAAAGAAGCGCCACCAAGAAGAAAUCCCCGGCACGCCGGGGUGCUCCAGAUCUCGCCGAGCGGGGCGCGCGAUUAUGUGGGAUUAGGUAGAUGAGGGCGGCGCUGUUCGGUGCCGAGAGGAGCGGGGUAGCGGACCUCGCCGGCAUCGGCGGCAACAAGGAGCUGUUUUGGCCGGCGGGCAAGGGGCUGGUGGUGGAGCCGAGGUCCGUGCUGGACUGCACGCGCAGCCCGAGCCCGCGCAAUUCCACGUCGACGCUGUCGUCGUCCCAGGGGGGCGGCGGCGGCGGUGCGGGCUCGACCGGUGUGGCGGCGGUUUCGGAGAGCAGCGCGGCCGCCGCCGAAGCCACCAAAUGGGGUGCCCCUGGCGAGCAUGGGGGCGGCGGCGGUGGGAAGGAGGACUGGAGCGGCGGGUGUGAGCUGCCUCCGAUACCGGGAACCCUGGAUGUGGGGCUCGUCGGAGGCGAGGGCUGGGAUGCCAUGCUCAGCAACACCGCCGCUGCCGGGCAGGACCAGUCGUUCUUGAACUGGAUCAUUGGGGCCGCCGGCGACCUGGAGCAGCCCGGGCCGCCGCUUAUUGACAAUGCGGGAUUCGGGAUCCCGGCCGUGGACCCGUUGGGCUUCUCUCUCGACCACCCCCUCAGCGGCGUCGCCUCCAACCUGUCAUCCUCCGGUGCGCACACUGCUACCGGCGGCGGCGGCAAGGCUUCCCUAGGGUUCGGUCUAUUCCCGCCGGAGGCCACCUCUCUGGAGCAGCCGCCGCACCCGAUGCUGUUCCACGAAGGCAUCGACACGAAGCCCUCUCUUCUGGGCGGGCAGCCGCCGGGCCUCCUCAACCAAUAUCACCACCAGCCGCCGAAUCCCGCCGCGACCUUCUUCAUGCCUCUCCCAUCCUUCCCCGAACACAAUCACCAAUCACCACUCCUCCAGCCACCGCCCAAACGCCACCACGCCAUGCCAGAUGACCUCUACCUCGCCCGUAACCAGCUACCGGCGGCGGCGCAAGGUCUCCCCUUUUCACCACUACAUGCCUCGGUUCCGUUCCAGCUCCAGCGCUCGCCGCAACCGCCUCGCGGGGCGAUGAAGACAACUGCCGCCGAGGCGGCGCAGCAGCAGUUGCUGGACGAACUGGCAGCGGCGGCAAAGGCGACCGAGGCUGGUAAUUCCGUCGGCGCGCGAGAGAUAUUGGCGCGGCUCAAUCAACAGCUCCCCCCUCUUGGGAAGCCCUUCCUCCGCUCCGCCUCCUACUUCAGGGAGGCCCUCCUCCUCGCACUCGCUGACGGUCACCAUGGCGCCUCCAGCGUCACCUCGCCGCUCGACGUCGCCCUCAAGCUUGCAGCCUACAAGUCGUUCUCCGACCUGUCGCCCGUGCUCCAGUUUGCAAACUUUACGGCAACCCAGGCGCUUCUGGAUGAAAUUGGUGGCACCGCAACUUCCUGCAUCCAUGUCAUUGACUUUGAUCUCGGUGUUGGUGGUCAGUGGGCUUCCUUCCUGCAGGAGCUUGCACACCGCCGUGGUGCUGGAGGUGUGACCCUGCCAUUGUUGAAGCUCACAGCUUUCGUGUCGACUGCUUCCCACCAUCCACUGGAGCUGCAUCUUACCCAGGAUAACCUUUCGCAGUUCGCCGCAGACCUUGGAAUUCCGUUUGAGUUCAAUGCUGUCAGUCUUGAUGCAUUCAAUCCUACGGAGCUUAUUUCGUCUACUGGUGAUGAAGUUGUAGCUGUUAGCCUCCCUGUUGGUUGCUCUGCUCGUUCACCACCGCUGCCAGCAAUCCUUCGUUUGGUGAAACAGCUUAAUCCGAAGAUUGUGGUGGCUAUUGACCAUGGAGCUGAUCGAGCAGACCUUUCAUUCUCACAGCACUUCCUGAAUUGUUUCCAGUCUUGCGUGUUCCUCCUUGACUCGCUUGAUGCUGCUGGUAUUGAUUCCGAUUCUGCCUGCAAGAUUGAGAGGUUCCUGAUUCAGCCUAGAGUUCAUGAUACAGUGCUUGGGCGGCACAAGGGACACAAAGCAAUGGCAUGGAGGAGUGUUUUUGCAGCAGCUGGGUUUAAGCCUGUUCCACCAAGCAACCUCGCCGAGGCACAGGCAGACUGCCUCCUUAAGCGGGUGCAGGUCCGAGGAUUCCAUGUGGAGAAACGGGGAGCUGCUCUCAUGCUCUACUGGCAGCGUGGGGAGCUUGUCUCCAUUUCAUCGUGGCGGUGCUGAUCAGCCAUAAGCUUCACUACAUCAAGGUUCCACCAUCGCUUGCAAGCAUUCUCAACUCCAGUAAUGUGCAUUUUAUCUUGCAAUUAAAUGUUGCAGUGGAAAUUGUUGUUUUGAGUUGUUGAACACCACGUAUUGCUUUUGAUCGCAGCUUAUUAGCUAGGCCUACUGGAUUUAGCAAUAUUGGUGUCAAUCUCUGUAGUUAAUGUUGCUGCUUUAGGUUCUUACCAUGCUCUGCUCUAUUAGCCAUUAUCAUCUCAUUUGAAACACUGCUGAUGAGUAGAGAGGAUAAUUUGACCUAUCAAUUAGUUCUGUGGUACAGAAUUAAUAUUUGCUUGCUGUUGCUCUGUUA
This is a messenger RNA of Oryza brachyantha (malo sina), 2766 nucleotides long. RefSeq names its product scarecrow-like protein 6. NCBI's taxonomy places the organism in Eukaryota, Viridiplantae, Streptophyta, Magnoliopsida, Poales, Poaceae. Gene Ontology annotation, cellular component: nucleus. The transcript has a single exon. Gene Ontology annotation, molecular function: DNA-binding transcription factor activity; sequence-specific DNA binding. Gene Ontology annotation, biological process: regulation of DNA-templated transcription. Bases 309 to 2417 code for a protein of 702 amino acids. The record is from RefSeq and is a predicted model, not a curated record.